Molecule: messenger RNA, 5000 nt
Organism: Neopsephotus bourkii (Bourke's parrot)
Lineage: Eukaryota; Metazoa; Chordata; Aves; Psittaciformes; Psittacidae
Gene: STXBP5L
Product: syntaxin binding protein 5L
Exons: 28
Coding region: 682-4350 (1222 amino acids)
Biological process (GO): regulation of exocytosis; regulation of protein secretion
Cellular component (GO): SNARE complex; plasma membrane; cytoplasm
Molecular function (GO): syntaxin binding; GTPase activator activity; myosin II binding
Source: RefSeq, a predicted model, not a curated record
GUGCGGGGCCCGCAGCCCGCCGCGGAGCUGCCGCGCACCCUCCCGGCGGAGCACGAGGGGGAAAGAGGAGGAUCCAGCGAGGCAGCGGCUGCCGGUAGCGGUGGGGCGGGCACAUCGCUGGGGAGCUAAAUCGCGGCUGCGGGCAGGGAGAGGGAGCCCACUCUGGAGCCCUGGAGGCAGAGGUACCCUGGCUGCAAGGGGCUGGAGGGGAGGAGGAAAUCCAAUGUAGCCAAAUCUUUGUCGUUCUGCUAAAUAAUCAAGUACCGAAGGCAAACCUUAGGGAGGAAAGGUAGAGAGAUGGAGCCUACUGUUUUGGAUGCCGGCUUGAAUUUUUUGUUUACUUUUCGGUUUUAGCCGCUGCUAAAUGUGGAUUUUGGGAGAGAACCCGAUGGCGGUUGUUCCGUUGUUCCUUAUUUGAAUUAAAUCUUAGUUCUGCUGCUUGUGGAUUAUUUUUUAUUUAUUUAUUUUUUUAAAAGGACCUUUCCAGGUAGCUGAAAAAAUGAAGCCUUUGUAUUUUGCAAUCAAUUAUACCUAAUACUGACGUUGUGUUGGGUACAAGAGACUUGUAAGUGCUGCCUCACUCAGAGGACCAUUAAAGACUUUCUUUUUCGCUCCAUGUAGCUGAAUGUGUUACGACACAUCUUUUCUCUCCCCCCCAAUCUUCCGAGAGAUUUUUCCAAAAUGAAGAAAUUUAAUUUUCGCAAAGUUUUGGACGGUUUAACUGCUUCAUCCCCUGGAGGAAGCAGUGGUGGUGGCAGCAGUGGUGGAAGUGGGGCUGGUGGAGGCUCCAUGCACCCAGGAGGGACUGCAGGAGCUGCAGGGACACCCAGAGAAGAGAUCCAGGAGACGCUGACUUCAGAUUAUUUCCAGAUCUGUAAGACGGUUCGCCAUGGCUUUCCUUACCUACCCACUGCCUUAGCUUUUGAUCCAGUGCAGAAAAUCCUGGCAAUUGGAACAAGGACAGGAGCCAUACGAAUAUUGGGCAGGCCUGGUGUUGAUUGCUACUGCCAGCAUGAAAGUGGUGCUGCAGUUCUGCAGCUGCAGUUCUUAAUCAAUGAGGGUGCUUUGGUCAGUGCAAGUGCAGAUGAUGCACUUCAUUUGUGGAAUCUCCGACAGAAGCGACCGGCUAUCCUGCAUUCUCUGAAAUUUAACAGGGAAAGGAUUACUUACUGCCAUCUACCUUUCCAGAGUAAAUGGCUCUAUGUUGGAACAGAGAGAGGAAAUACACACAUUGUAAAUAUCGAGUCCUUCAUUCUUUCUGGAUAUGUUAUCAUGUGGAACAAGGCAAUAGAACUAUCCACAAAGACUCACCCUGGGCCAGUUGUACAUUUAAGUGACAGCCCAAGAGAUGAAGGGAAACUGUUGAUAGGCUAUGAAAAUGGAACUAUAGUAUUCUGGGACUUACGAUCUAAAAGAGCUGAUUUAAGAGCUUAUUAUGAUGAGGCUAUUCAUUCUGUUGCUUGGCAUCAUGAAGGAAAACAGUUCAUGUGCAGUCACUCUGAUGGCAGCUUGACCCUAUGGAAUCUGAAAAGUCCUAACAGACCAUUCCAGACCACGAUUCCACAUGGAAAAAUUCAAAGAGAUGGAAAAAAACCUGAAUCUUGUAAACCAAUUCUGAAAGUAGAGUACAAGACCUGUAAAAACAGUGAACCAUUUGUGAUAUUUUCUGGUGGAUUGUCAUAUGAUAAGGCGUGUCGAAGACCAAGUUUAACAAUCAUGCAUGGGAAAGCAAUUACAGUUCUUGAAAUGGAUCAUCCUAUAGUUGAUUUUUUAACUCUUUGUGAAACCCCAUAUCCAAAUGAAUUUCAAGAACCCUAUGCUGUAGUUGUGCUUUUGGAAAAAGACCUCAUUGUUGUUGACCUGACACAAAGCAAUUUUCCAAUCUUUGAAAAUCCAUAUCCUAUUGACAUUCAUGAGUCACCUGUUACCUGCACAGAAUAUUUUGCGGACUGUCCUCCAGAUUUGAUUCCUGUGCUCUAUUCUGUAGGAGCAAAACAUAAAAAGCAAGGAUACAGCAAUAAGGAAUGGCCUGUCAGUGGUGGAGCAUGGAAUCUUGGAGCUCAGACAUAUCCUGAAAUCAUUAUUACAGGCCAUGCAGAUGGAUCAGUAAAGUUUUGGGAUGCUUCUGCCAUUACUCUACAGAUGUUGUACAAAUUAAAAACAUCAAAGGUCUUUGAAAAACAGAAAGUGGGAGAAGGAAAAGCAACGGCUGAGAUUGUGGAAGAAGACCCAUUUGCUGUUCAGAUGAUGUACUGGUGUCCUGAAAGCCGAAUUUUCUGUGUGGCAGGAGUUUCUGCCUAUGUGGUUGUUUACAGGUUCAGCAAACAUGAAGUAAAUACUGAAAUUGCAUCAUUAGAGGUACGACUUCAGUCUGAAGUAGAAGAUAUCAUUACUCCUGAACCAGAAAUGAUUCCUUCAUUUCCAGAUGCCUCCUCCCAGCUUCCUUCUUUAAAGAGCCUUUCAGGCAGUACCAACACUGUCACAUGUGAAGGAACGAUGAAGGAUAGCAUCCCAUGUCUUAGCGUGAAGACUCGUCCUGUGCGAAUGCCUCCUGGAUACCAAGCAGAUCUUGUUAUUCAGUUGGUGUGGGUGGAUGGUGAGCCUCCACAGCAGAUUACCAGUCUUGCUGUUAACUCUGCUUAUGGACUAGUGGCAUUUGGAAACUGCAAUGGUUUGGCUGUUGUGGACUUUAUGCAGAAGACAGUACUACUGAGCAUGGGAACCCUUGACCUAUAUGGAUCAAGUGAUCCAUACCAACGUCAACCCCGUUCACCUCGCAAAAGCAGGCAAUUUGCUGCAGACAACUUUUGCAUGCGUGGCCUGUCUAACUUUUAUCCAGAUUUAACGAAACGGAUCCGUACUUCCUAUCAGAGCCUGACUGAACUCAGUGACAGUCCAGUUUCCCUGGAGCUAGAGCGUUGCAAGUCUCCCACUUCAGAUCACGUGAAUGGUCACUGUACAAGUCCAACAUCCCAGAGCUGCAGCUCAGGAAAACGACUUUCCAGCGCAGACGUCUCCAAAGCAAACCGGCGCGGGCCGGGGCGGCCCCCCUUCAGGAAAGCACAGUCUGCAGCCUGCAUGGAGAUUUCUCUCCCCGUCACCACAGAAGGUCACAUUUCCAGACGGGCAAUGCUUCAGCAAUUACAUCGAAUCAGUAAAUUCUCACACGACGAGCGUCACUAUACUGCUCACACAUGGAUGAACAAAGAAAAUAGGGAGAACUCCUUCAGCCGUUCCCGAAGCUCCAGCGUGUCCAGUAUCGACAGGGACUCCAAGGAGGCAAUUACUGCUUUGUACUUCAUGGAGUCCUUUGCCCGAAAGAACGACUCUGCUGUCUCCUCAUGUCUCUGGGUUGGAACGGGCCUUGGUAUGGUCUUAAUCCUGUCCCUUAAUCUGCCUGCUAGUGAUGAGCUACGGCAGUCAGAGCCGGUCAUGGUGUCACCAAGCGGCACAGUUCUGACACUGAAAGGAGCUGUGCUGACCUUCGCGUGCUUGGACUGCAUGGGGACAUUGACGCAUCCACCGUAUGAAGUAUGGAGGGACCCACACAGUGCUGAUGAUGGUGAAAAGACAAGGAGAAGGAAGCUUGUCAUGCAUUCCCCUUCCUCCUCCCAGGACAUGGGUGAUCAUCAAUUUGCGGUCAUUUGUUCAGAAAAACAAGCCAAAGUCUUCUCAUUGCCUUCCCAAACAUGUCUUUAUGUCCACAACAUCACCGAAACGUCCUUUUUAUUGCGAGCAGAUGUGGUCACCCUCUGUAACAGCGUCUGUCUGGCGUGCUUUUGUGCCAAUGGGCACAUCAUGACACUGAGCUUGCCCAGCCUUCGCCCACUGCUGGAUGUCAACUACUUGCCAGUAACAGACAUGAGGAUAGCACGGACCUUUUGUUUCACUAACGAAGGGCAGGCUUUGUAUCUCAGCUCUCCCACAGAGAUCCAGCGCCUGACUUACAGCCAGGAGAUGUGUGACAAUCUGCAGGACAUGCUGGGGGAUUUGUUUACUCCUGUGGAAACCCCAGAAGCCCAAAACAGAGGCUUUCUCAAAGGACUUUUUGGAGGAAGUGGACAAGCUUUUGACAGAGAGGAGCUUUUUGGCGAGGCCACAGCAGGAAAAGCCUCUCGCAGUCUUGCCCAGCACAUCCCUGGAUCGGGUGGGAUUGAAGGUGUGAGAGGUGCUGCAGGAGGCGUCAUUGGGGACUUGACUCGUGCACGCAUUGCCCUUGAUGAGAGAGGACAGAAGCUGGGAGAGCUGGACGAAAGGACUGCGAGCAUGAUGGCCAGCGCCGAGGCGUUUUCCAAGCAUGCACAUGAGGUGAUGCUGAAAUACAAGGACAAAAAGUGGUACCAGUUUUAGACUUUCACGGAAGCUACUUGUGGCUUUAAGAACACUGUUCAGGGAAGCAGCAGUCAUUCCCAAAUCUACCAGUCACUGGCCAGAGACAGGUUUUUUUUUCUCCUAGAAGAUGUUUUCCUGUUACUAUUAUUGGAUUCAUCGCAGUGGGAGUCAAGGAGCAAUGUUACAGACCAUGAGAUGGAAGCUGAAAUGACGUGGCUCUUACUCCAGCAGCUGGCUCAUGCGGUAGACAAUUUUAUCCCGAAAGCAUCACUGUGGCAUGUAGUUUCUCAGAGGUAUGAACUGUGGGGAGUGCAUCUGGUUGAAAAUACUCUGUACAAACUCCAAUGUUAAUGCACUUAGUUAUAAACCUUUGCAUGAGUGACAUCUUAAAAAAACAACAAAAAAAGAGAAAUAGAAAGCAUGUUGUGACUGAAGACAAAUGGGAUUUAUUUCUAUUCCGAGACAAAAAAACAACCCCAAACCAAACACUUAAAUGGCAAAAAUCUUUAUUUUUUAAAAGUGACAUUACAAAAAGCCAGUACAUUUCAAGCAUGUUUGCUAUUGUUUUCAACAUCAUAAUGAGUUGAGCUGCAUUUUCUUACCUAUCUGCUAUUUAUUUCCCUUGAAAACCCUUGUUUGAAAUCAGUGCUCUCUAACUCCUACCAAAA